Molecule: messenger RNA, 519 nt
Organism: Dracunculus medinensis (Guinea worm)
Lineage: Eukaryota; Metazoa; Nematoda; Chromadorea; Rhabditida; Dracunculidae
Source: the annotation of a GenBank genome assembly
AUGAAAGAAGCUAUUUUCUUUGUUGCUAUUUGGUUUUCACUCGUUGGUUACUGUUAUUCAACACCUAAAAAGCCGUAUUAUUGGACAACAAGGAAGUUUAUUUGUAACACUAUUCAUGGCCACGAUGUAUCAAGAUGUGCCUUGCAUAUGUCCGAUCGAAAAGUUGAAUUAAAUCCUGGAUGCCACGAGGAGCUUAAGGAGGUGGCAGAAAAUAAUCAAACAAGAAUUUAUUGUCGUAUUAUGUGCGAGGAGUCUAAUGACAUAACGAUAUUGAACAAAAUUCCAACAUGGAACCAUGUUUGCAAUAUUUUUUAUAAUUAUCAGCUGGAGCGUCAUCGUGAAGACUGGUAUCUUUGGAGAUCAGGCGAUUGUCUCAAUACGACAAUAACAUUUGAGAUUCGCUGUGGUUUCGCAAGAGAUCCAAGAAUAUUCUACCGCGAAAAUACCAAGUUAUUCGAAUACGAUGAUGCUGUUGAUGACAGAAAUAAUAAAAUUAAAAAAAUAAAAACACGCAAUUAA